UUUCAGCAGCUGCCUUCUGCCUCACUGGACACUGAUUUGAGAUUUUAACUUGUUGGCUGUAUAUUGUUUAUUUCCACACAUACCAGACUUGUAGUGAGCCAAGAAUACAGCUGAUACCACUACAAAUGCCUGGAUCCACCCUGUUGUUUGUUAUUAGAGGCAGUUUUAUUUUUCCAGACUUCUUGCCUCUAUAAGCUGCAGUUAACGGUGCAUGCUGAUUUUAAAGUUCAGUCCUCAAGUGUUGGGAGAAAACUGAGUCAGAUCUGGUCGCCUGGACUUUUCCUUUCCUUUUUCUGGAUGUGAGAGAUCGAGCUAUGCUGCUUCCUCUGCUUCUGCUGCUGGAGCUCUGCCUGCUAACACCAGCACAAGAACAGCCUGCUGCUCCUGGUCAUUGUGAAAUCCCACAGAGGGAGGAUGUACACACCACAUGCACCUCCUGCGCUGCAGUCACCACUGCCAGCUGCCCGCUCAACUUCACCAAGGUCGGCACCACCAACUGCAGCUAUGUGGUGCAGAUUGGCAGCAGGGAGGUGGAGUUGAACGGAUGCCAGCACAUCUGUGUGAAGACUUAUAUGCAUCAUCAAUGCUGCCCGGGAUAUUGGGGACUACUGUGUCUACCCUGUCCCAGCUGGAAAGGGAAUCCCUGCAACUUUAAAGGCGACUGUGUGGAUGGAGACGUCGGCAACGGCACCUGCAUCUGUAAAGAGGGAUUCUCUGGCAUUGCCUGUCAGGAGUGCACGAAUCCGAAUUUCUAUGGACCGAAAUGUGAUAAAGUGUGUGACUGUGAGAAUGGAGUGUGUAAUAAAGGUCCAGAUGGUCAUGGAGAGUGUUUCUGUCAGCCACCAUACACUGGGACUCGCUGUGACCAAGUGACCAACAAGUGCAAAAACUGCGGACCCAACUCAUACUGCACGAACAGAGGAGAGGAAAUUGGAUGUGAAUGCUUGGUCGGAUACAUGAAGACAGCACAUGACACAUGUGCAAGUAUUUGCUUAGAUGAUGCCUGUGACAUCAAUGCUGUGUGUGUCACACGGGGAUCAAAGUCCAGCUGCUCUUGUAAGGCCGGCUAUGAAGGUGAUGGGAGUAUUUGUGUACCAAUAAACCCCUGCUUGAAGAACAAUGGAGGAUGUCCCUUUAACUCCACUGUUUGUGUCUUCAGAGGGCCCAACAAGUCCAGCUGUAAGUGUAUGUCUGGCAUGUCACCUAUAGGUGGCAGCCCUGAGUUUGGUUGCCAGCUCGACUCUGCCUGCUCACCUGAUACCUGUCACCCCACUGCUACCUGUCAGACUGAACUGGAUGGGCAGCCAAGUUGUGUUUGUAAACCGGGUCAGAUUGGUGAUGGCCAGCGUUGCUAUGGAAACCUGAUGGAGCGUCUUGUGGAGAUGGAUGCAAGUGGCAGUCAGAGAGAAAAUCUGACAGGAACCGUCACCUUGUUUGAGACUGGCUGUGUACAUCUGCUGAGUCAUAACGGACCCUUGACAGCUUUCUUUCCCUUGUUGAAAGCACCUCUGACUGGUGUCGAUGAGGAGUGGGUGUGUAAAAGCCACCUGAUCCUGGGUCAGCACCUCUAUGAUGAUCUGCAGGGACGAGACUUCAACCUCUACGGGGGAGGAAAGCUGAGGGUCAAAGCAAAUAAGAGGUUCAUCUUGUUGGACAACCCCAGCAAAGUGUACACUGUCAUCCAGUCAGACCUCCCAGCAGCCAAUGGGAUCAUUCACAUCAUUGACCGGCCAAUCACUAACACGCUCUCUGAGGGGCCACCUCGUGAUGAGCAGUUUGCUGACAAGACGAUUAAGGAGAUUCUGACCAAGGAUGAAAAAUACAACCGCUUCCUGUCUUUAAUGGAUAACUGUGGGUCUCCUCCUCCCCUGCAUGGACCAGGACCUCUUACUGUGUUCAUCCCCACCAACCAGGCUGUGGACCAAGCCAGAGACGGCAGCAUCCUGUACAUGCUGAAUGAUGCCAAAUAUAAACUUCAGGAAAUGCUGAGGCACCAUGUUUUUUCCCAGGCUGCGCUGACAGCUGAUGAGUUGGCUGUUCUUCCUCAUAUUCGGACAAUGGCCAAUCAGUUGGUCACCAUCACUAUGUCUGGUGAUGGUGAGAUCCUGUUAGAUAAGAAGGGCAUCCGUCUGGUGAGCCCCAACAUUAGGGCGUCCAAUGGGAUCAUACAUCUGAUUGAUGGGCUGCUGUAUCCGCCCUCCAUCCUUCCCAUCCUGCCUCACCGCUGUGAUGUCAACGAGAGCAAGAUCACUGUGGGUCCCUGUCUUCACUGCAACUACCUCUAUGCGACUCAAUGUCCAGAAGGCACUGUUGAAAUGGACAGUCACCUGAUUGGUUGUGAGUACGCCACGGUUCCUAUCAGGAAACUGUUCAAUAAAGGCUGUGCCAAAUACUGCAAAGCCACCAAACAGGAAGCAAAGUGUUGUCCAGGUUUUUACGGUCCGGACUGUAAACCAUGUAUUGGAGGUUUCCAACAUCCCUGCUACGACAAAGGAACGUGCUCUGAUGGUAUCCAUGGCAACGGGUCAUGCAAUUGUCACCCAGGGUUUAAGGGAGUUGCCUGCCACAUCUGUUCAGAUCCGUCCAAGCACGGCGAGAACUGUGACGAGGUGUGUCACUGCGUCCACGGGGAGUGUGAUAACCGUCCAGGCAGUGGUGGUGUGUGUCGGAGAGGUUCUUGUUGGGAGGGAUACUCCGGAGAAAACUGUGACAAGAAGGCCAUGCUGUGCAACUCUGAUGGCCUGAUGGAGCACUGUCACAUCCACGCAUACUGUACACAGACAGGACUGGACACCAAGUGUGUAUGUAAGGAUGGAUACGCUGGUGAUGGUCAUUCCUGUACUCCCAUCAAUCUCUGUCUGAAGAGCGACAAAGGAGGCUGCGACACUAACGCUGAGUGUCUGUAUGCAGGUCCCGGUAACGUAUCAUGUGUAUGCGUUGAGGGCUGGACAGGCGAUGGCAAAGUGUGUGUGGAGCUCAACAACUGUCAGCUGGAGAGUCGAGGAGGCUGCAGCCGCAACGCUGACUGCAACCACAUUGGACCCGGACAGAGUGAGUGCAUCUGUAAAACUGGUUAUAUGGGCGACGGGAAAGUGUGUGACCUCAUCAACCCCUGCUUCAAAAUGAAUGGUGGCUGUCAUGAGCUGGCAAAGUGUGAGCUGAAAGAGAGUGGCGUUCACACCUGCACCUGUCCCGAGGGCUACGCUGGAGAUGGAAACAUCUGCUAUGGAUCCCUACUGGACGAGCUGGACAUGAACCCAAAGCUGUACAGUUUCUACCGGCUGUCCCAGAAGUAUCUUCACUCCUCUGAGGAUCUGAGUGGGAACCUCACAGUCCUGGUUCCAUCUAGAGAAGCUCUGAGGAACAUGAGCACAACAGAGACCACGUUCUGGACCAGCCGACACCACUUGCCUCACUUCCUGCGGGCUCACUUCUUGCAGGGGAUCUACUCUGUGGAAGAUCUGGACAGUUUGGUGGGUAGUUGGCUUCCCACGCUGAACCCCUCCACUCAGUGGGAGAUCAGGAACAUCAGUGGGGUGAUCCACAUUGGAAAUGCCUCCAUCGUUACUCACAACCUUCCUGCAAUCAAUGGUUACAUCCACAUCAUAAACAAGAUCCUGGCACCAUCUCUCUCAGACAUCCCACCAGAACCUCCCACUCUGAUGGCCUUCCUGAACUCUACCUCCAACUUCACUCUGUUUAGACACUAUGCUCUGAUGUACAACCUGUCAGAUCAGCUGGGUAGUUCGGAUUUUACUGUCCUGCUGCCGACAGAUGAAGCCAUCAAGCAGCACCUCAACAGGACAAACUCCUCUCUGCUGAGCUCCGGUGUGUUUCAGUACCACGUGAUUCCAGGUGGGCUGCUCUUCCCUAACAACGUGUAUGAUGGCCUGGCUAAAAGCACUCUGCUGGGCAACGAUUACCAGGUCCAGUUCCACUUAAAUGACAAGAACCAGACGGUUGUAAAUGACGUCUUUCUUGACGGCAGUUUCAUUGAGACGCAGCAUGGUGUCAUUAUGGUCGUCCCACAGGUCCUCAAAGUCCAUCGCAACAGAUGCACUAAACAGAUCUCCCUGCAGGUCAACGGUAGGUGUGCAGACUGCAGCGGACCUCCUCGAUGUCUCUUCAGCUACAAACCAAUCAGACCACAGUUUCCUCCCAACAUGCAGCCCAACUGCAUGUACAGGAAGCGGAUCGGAGAGAAGAGGAAGUCGGUGCGAGGCUGUAUGAUGAAAUGUCUUCGGUUAACAACGGAUCACUCAUGUUGCCCUGGUUACUACGGCCAUGAGUGCUUCAAAUGCCCUGGAGAUGUCGGCAGCUGGUGCUCCAAUCACGGGGAAUGUCAGGAUGGUAUCCAUGGCAACGGAGAGUGCCGUUGCUAUGAGGGUUUCCAUGGCACUGCUUGUGAGGACUGUGAGCCGGGACGUUACGGCGUCAACUGCACUUCCAAGUGUGGGUGUGACCAUGGCAAAUGUGACGAUGGUCUGGCAGGAAGCGGCAGGUGUGUGUGCUACAAAGGUUGGAAAGGAGCUUCCUGUUCAAUAGAGAUCAAAGACGACGCCUGUGGAGGUACAUGUGAUGAAAAUGCCAAUUGUAUAACAGGGCCACAGGGAUCAGCUGCUGUCUGUGUUUGUGUGGCUGGAUAUCAAGGAAAUGGAACUUACUGCAAAGAACUGGAUUUGUGCAGCAUUUCUAAUGGCGGUUGUUCAAAGUUCGCCUUUUGUACGAAGGUCUCAGCAGUGGAGAGGACCUGCACCUGCACGGAGGGGUACACUGGAGACGGGGUUGUCUGUCUGGAGAUUGACGGCUGUCUUGUCAACAAUGGAGGCUGCCACAAAGCAGCAGAGUGCAUCAGAACAGGCCCCAAUAUGACGGCCUGCAGAUGUCAGAGGGGCUUCCAAGGAUCUGGGAGGUCCUGUUAUCCCGUUAACCCCUGCAGAACUAACAACGGCGACUGCAGCAGGUACGCUCACUGUGAAUACAUCGGUCUGGGCCAGAGGAACUGCACAUGCUUUAAAGGCCAUGUGGGCGACGGCUUUGAUUGCCGGGGAAGCACCAACAAUGAGGUGCACAGGCAGCCAGAAAACAACCUCUUUCGGCUAAUGAUGUUGGGGUCAGAAUCUCCUAGUCUGCAUGGUGAUGGACCGUUAACUGUCUUCGUCCCUCUGAUGGAAACCAACAACGUGUCAACUAUUGAUGAAUGGAAGAUGAUGGGUCGUCUGGAGGAUCUGGUUAGUUACCAUGUUGUUUUCUGCGAAAUUCUGAAUGAAAGUGAUCUUAAAACCACUGAGCGUGCAGUCUCGGUAUCAGGAUACACGCUACACUUCAGCUUGCAGCAGGGUUCUAUCUGGGUCAACAACAGAUCCAGGAUUGUAAAGAGUGAUUACACCACAAGUAAUGGAGUUAUACACCACAUUGACACUCUGCUUAUGCCUUACAAGCUGGAGAACAAACCCCUCCUUCAGACUAAAAUGAUGAACUUCAGUACUGCAGCUGAAGUUUAUGGCUACACUCAGUUCUACAAACUCGUUAAGGAUGCAGGAUUGCUGCCUGUGCUUGAGAUGUCUGUUCACCAGCCAUUCACCAUGUUUUGGCCAACCAACAAGGUCCUCAACUCCCUACCAGCUGAAAGGAAGCACUGGCUCUCCAAUCCUGACCAUCAGGACCAAGUUGCUGCCACUAUCAAGGCUCACAUUGUGCGCAACUCCAGGCUGACAUCUGUCGCUCUACCGAUGCCAUCUAAAUCCCCAUCAUACCGGACCAUGCAUGGAUCCACCAUCAAGUUCAGCUGUGACAAAACACUGGUGGGAGAAAUAUUGAUGAAUGAUAAUUCAGCCAGGCUGGUGGAGAGAUACAUGAGAUUCAAAGAGGGCCUGGCGUUUGGUAUUGACCAGUUACUGGAGCCACCUGGUCUGGGAGCGUACUGCGACAGCGUGGAGAACAAAACCACACAUGGGGCCUGUGGAAGCUGUAUCAUACCUCCCCGCUGUCCCUUUAAACAUGAAGACACGGGGAAGAGGGAGAGUUGUUACAGAUAUCACUCCAGGUUUAGAGGCAGCUACAGAAGGUGGUUUGAUGACCUGGACGUUCACUUAGGUCAGCGCGGUUGUCAGAGAGUUUGUCAGUUUCCUUCCUGGGUGCCAAAGUGCUGCACAAACCACUACGGCAGAGAUUGUCAGGUGUGUCCAGGUGGUGUUGAAGCCCCUUGUGGCAAACACGGCAGUUGUGAUGAUGGUAUGCGUGGUUCAGGAUCCUGUAGAUGCAACAAAGGAUUCAAAGGAAAAGCCUGCGAAUUGUGUGCCAGUGGUUACUACGGCGCCAACUGCACAGCCUGCAGCUGUGCAAUGCAGGGGAGGUGUGACGAAGGCAUUGAAGGUACUGGAUGUGUCUGUGAGCCGGGCUGGGAAGGUGAUCGCUGCGAGAGAAAGAUGAGCUUGAUCCCAGAGGAGUGCCGGCAGUGCCACGUUCACGCCGUCUGUAAUGUAGGUACUGGAUGUCUGUGUGCAGCUGGAUUUGAAGGCAACGGCACGUUCUGCAGUCCAGCUCCACCUGUAGACAUGUGCUCUGAAUACAACGGUGGCUGCCACCUGAACGCAGACUGCAACCAGACAGGACUGGUUGUCAGCUGUACCUGCCAGAGCGGUUACCAAGGCGAUGGCUUUUCCUGUGAGCCCAUCAACAGAUGUGUUGAAGAGCAGAAUGGUGGCUGUAAUGAUUUUGCUUCUUGCAAGUUUACUGGUCCAAAUGAACGAGAGUGUGAGUGCUUGCCGGGAUACGUGGGUAAUGGAGUCCAGUGUCUGGAGAAAGUAGUGCCCCCUGUUGACCGCUGCCUGGAAGACAAUGGAGACUGUGACCCUGUGGCUUACUGCAAGGAUCUGCAUUACCAUGCCAACACAGCAGGUGUGUUUCAUCUCCGCUCCCCUGAGGGAAAGUACAAGAUGAACUUCAGUCAGGCAGACGCCGCCUGCCAGGCUGAGGGCGCCACAUUGGCCACCUUUAAACAACUGGGAGAUGCACAGCAGUUGGGGAUGCAUCUGUGUGUUGCUGGCUGGAUGGAUGGGGGGAAGGUGGGAUAUCCUACCCGCUUCCCUUCAGUCAAGUGUGGAGACAACCAUGUGGGCCUGGUUAUGUACAAAGAGCCGGUGGACCAGAGCAGCAACUACGACGCCUACUGCUACAGGAUCAGAGAUGUUUCAUGUACAUGUCCUCCUGAUUACAUUGGAGACGGAGACUUCUGUAACGGUGUCCUGACCAGCGUCCUUGCAACAUCCAGCAACUUCUCCAUUUUCUAUAAGCUGUUGUUGGACUACAGUGGCUCGUCCUUGGAAGGCAGACAGCUCGUUGAAGUUCUGUCUCACAGGAAGUCUGAAAUCACAUUGUUCGUUCCCCAUAAUGCCGGCUUUGCAAAAAAUGAGAAUUUGACUGAAAGAGAUCUGGAGUAUCACUUCUCAACCAAUCACAGCAGACGAUCAUUUAAGGAUCUGAGACACCAGGAAGUCAUUACUUCAAGACUCGGGUUCAACCUGACCGUUACCCAUGGCAACAAUGAGAGCUAUAAGAUGGUGAACCAGCGGCUGCUGGUCGAUUGGGACAUUCCUGCUGUAAACGGGAUCAUCCACGUCAUUGAGGCCCCGUUGACGGCUCCGCCCCCACCGAUUAUCUCACGAGGCCACGCCCACUCAAGCACCGUAGCAUCAGCCAUCUUGGUGACAUUGCUUCUAGCAUGUGUGUUGGCGGCAGUCGGCUAUUACGUCUUCAGACAGAAGAUAGAUGCUUUCCGCUUCCACUACUUCAAAAAUGAGGAUGAGGAUGUUGUGACCAGCAGCAAGACUAAACCCGCAUUGGUGUCUAUCCCCAACCCGCUGUACAGUGGUUCCAGAGCCUUCACUGAGCCAUUCAGGGACAGCUGUCAGGGGGAAGAGCCAACGCAGCCCGAGGAACCUCCAAACAUUUUGGACUUGGAUCAGUAAAACCUGUGGAACCACUAUACAUAACUGGAGCUGUCUAUUUGCAAACACUGGAAGUCAAUGUGUUUACUGGUUUUCUGCUUUUACACUGUUUACAUGUAUCCAAGCACCCAAUAAAGUUCCCAGUUUACUAAACAGAA
Molecule: messenger RNA, 8107 nt
Organism: Melanotaenia boesemani (Boeseman's rainbowfish)
Lineage: Eukaryota; Metazoa; Chordata; Actinopteri; Atheriniformes; Melanotaeniidae
Gene: stab1
Product: stabilin 1
Exons: 71
Coding region: 315-7970 (2551 amino acids)
Biological process (GO): cell adhesion
Molecular function (GO): hyaluronic acid binding
Source: RefSeq, a predicted model, not a curated record